Protopterus annectens (West African lungfish) is the source of this 1097-nucleotide messenger RNA. RefSeq names its product arylamine N-acetyltransferase, pineal gland isozyme NAT-3-like. The record is from RefSeq and is a predicted model, not a curated record. Gene Ontology annotation, molecular function: acetyltransferase activity. NCBI's taxonomy places the organism in Eukaryota, Metazoa, Chordata, Ceratodontiformes, Protopteridae. Bases 156 to 995 code for a protein of 279 amino acids. The transcript has 2 exons.
UUAGAAUGUUGCACUGGAGCUCUUGGCCUGUUCUUUGGAUCCAUUACUGUUAAAAACGAAUUUAUGAUGUAGGAAUGCAGCAAAAUCCGCGGUGAUUCAUUAGAGGCAUUUUUGGAGCUUGUUUUUCAUAUUUAACUGACAUACACAGCAUACAGAUGAUGAAUGUAGCAUCCUACAUGAAAAGGAUAGGAUAUAAUGGCACCUGCGAGCCAACCUGGAAAACUCUGCAACAGAUUCACAAACAGCAUCUUUUGUCUGUGCCCUUUGAGACCAUCAGCAUCCACUGUGGAGAGAGAAUCACCUUGGAUCUCCAGCUUCUGUACAACAAGAUUGUCCUGCAGCACAGAGGAGGAUUUUGCUUUGAGCUCAAUGGCUUGUUCAGUUGGCUGUUGAGAGAGCUGGGUUUUCAGGUAAUACAAAUUUCUGGCCAAGUCAGAAACAGAUUCACAAAACGUUAUGGACGUCCAAAUGAUCAUUUAAUCCUUUUGGUGGAACUAGAUGGUCAGAAAUGGCUCUGUGAUGUAGGGUUUGGUGAGGGUUUCAGGUCUCCUUUCCUGUUAAGAUCCAAUGAAAAACAAGUUGAACAUGGUAGUUUCCGUCUUUUUCAGGAUGGAGAUACCUGCUACUUAGAAAAGCUCCCCAAACCUUUGGCUCUUGGCAAUGGAGAUGCCAUCUGGACUACAAUUUACAAGUUUACCCUAGCCAGCCACCACCUUGAAGAUUUUAGAGCAAUGUGCAACUAUCAUCAGACAUCCCAGAGCUCCAUUAUGGUCUGCAAAUCCUUUUGUACUCUGCACCUGCCUAAUGGAAUGAUCACAUACAUUGGAAGGAAACUAAUAGUAACACAAUGUGCAGGAGAAUUUUGUACAAAAAUACAGUCUGAGCUGGAGGAAAGUGAGAUUCCAAAAAUCCUGCAGGAGAGGUUUGGAAUAACCCUGACCAACCUGUUUAUUCCAAAAGAUAUGAACAUUGUGCCUCCACCAGUUGAAUGGUAAUGGCAUAUCAUAAAUGAAAAAUAAACACAGAACAUGCAAACAGCAGAGUCAGACUAUUCAUAUACAUCUUUAUGUACACGUUACUUAUGGUAAGAUCCACAA